UGCCAAACGUCAGUGAACAGAUUAGAAUUACGAUAGUGGGACCUGGAGAUUAUUCACAGUACGACUAUGAUACACGUGCCAUACUUCCUAAAUUAUGACAGCCGAAGUUAGAAGACAACGCAAAUUAAGUGAGGCGGAAGAGGAUUACCUGACCUGUGGUAGGUGUCUGUGUGAAUUUCCCCUCCAAAGGAUCACGACCUUUAUUGAACAUAAGAAGCAGGAAUGUGAUGGACCAGUGACUGAAGUGCUAAACAGUAACAAAGAGUUUGGUUUGCAGUGUGUGUCCUGUCCCAAGGCCUUCAUGACUGCUAUGGGUAUGUUGAAACAUGUCCAGAUCUCGCACAAUUUGCGACUUUUCCUGGAAAAGGGUGCCUUUGCUAAAGGGAUACAGAGUACCAGCUAUCCCAACAGCCUGCCACCUUUGUUAACUUCUACCUUGGUCCAACAAGUCCCACAAGAGAAGAGGACUAGUCCAAACAGAAUUACAGAGACAACCGUGUCAUCCUCCUGUGAUCAGGACAAGGAAUCCAGAUGUCACCCAGUAGACAACACACCUGGGCCUGACAAGACAAACAUGUUAUCCCUUUCUGGCGUUAAUACAACUAAUCAAAGAGUGACUAGUGCUUGGAAUAACUCACCAAAUAAUUCUGUUUUUCAUUCCCCAAAGACUCAAACGAAUCAGUCCUUAAAAACCUCUGGUAAUAAAAAUUCACAUUCUGAUUUGACACAGUCUCCCAACACUGCAAUGAACCAAUUACGAAAACAAGCCCAGCUACAGUCACAGUCCACUGGCAUGAACCAGUCACAGAAAUCAUCCCCUCCACAGAUGCAAUCUCCUGGCAUGAACCAGUCACUGAAAUCAUCCCCUCCACGGAUGAAAUCUCCUGGCAUAAACCAGUCACAGAAAUCAUCCCCUCCACAGAUGCAACCUCCUGGCAUGAACCAGUCACAGAAAUCAUUCCCUCCACAGAUGCAAUCUCCUGGCAUGAACCAGUCACAGAAAUCAUCCCCUCCACGGAUGCAAUCUCCUGGCAUGAACCAGUCACAGAAAUCAUCCCCUCCACAGAUGAAAUCUCCUGGCAUGAACCAGUCACAGAAAUCAUCCCCUCCACAGAUGCAACGAUCUUGCAUGAACCAGUCACAAACAUCAGCUGCUUCAGAGACAAAGUUACCUGGCAUGAACCAAUUAAAGAAAUUGACCCCUCCACAGAUGCAGCCAUCUUGCACAAAACAGGCACCAAAAUCAGCCCAACAGUCGCAUUCCUCCAUAUCGGUGAUUUCUCAGAAUACAGACAGCAGACAAAGUAUGACAAAGCAGCCAAUUUUGUUCCCUGUAACAUCACCAUCUUCGGCUACACUUCCAAAAAUCAACAUUCCUGUGAAACUUCUGAACUCCGAUGGCAGUACUCCUUCAGAUACCUCAGUGUUGGUGGGGCAGGAUGUGGGUGUUGGUAAGGUUGUUCCCAUUGUUCUCUUGUCUGGGAAGAUGGUGGACAUGGCUACUAAGGGUUGUACACCAGCUCAAUGUACACAAGUUCCAAACAUCACCUCAAAGGCAGCGGUCAGCACACACAACACAUCAGUAUCCAGCUUUACCUCACAGUCAAAAGUCCCCAGUCAAAGUACCCACAUUGGCCCUCAAAUAUCAAACUUUGGUACACAUGUACCCAACCCCAACAUACCAGUAUCCAUUUCCAGUAAACAAAAACCCAGGCUCCAGUCUACUGGCCUUGUCUUUACCAAAAGUACUGAGAUGAUGGAACUGUCAUCUGAUACUCCCCAGGAGAACCAAAGUAUUAAUGGACGAGAUGUGCUGAAGGCUGAUGUAGACACCUCAGGAGGAUCAUUGACUGUCCCCAUGACAGAGAGUUUAAAUGACGAUGUGAUAUUGAUUGAUCCAUCAAAUCAUAAAGAUCCAUCUCUCCAAUUAUCUACCCCAGAUUCUGUACAGCAAGGUCACGGGGAUGAUUCUGCCCAGUCACAGAAACAUGACAUGGAUACUGCUUCACCUGACAACAGAACUGUGAUUGAUAGUUGUAGUGUGACAGAUAAGUCCUUAAAAAGGGAGGUAGUCCAGAAGUCUGAUGACGAGGCCUGCUGUGGGCGCCAGUACUGCGGAGUAACCGUUAUUCCUGGUACUCAUGAAAACACACGUAAAUGCUGCAGUUCAGUGCUACCAAAGAAACGAAAGCGCCACAUGGAGACAAAACAUAUGUCCUAUUCCUGGUCUCGAUACAACCGUCGUCGUUUGUACGGCGGUUUGGACAAGGGACGCAGUGCUGGUACUAUCUACAUUGAUGUAGAGGAUGUGAGAGACGAUCCUCCCAGAUCACAGACUAGGACAUAUAGCCAAGGAGAUUUACAGGUAUCUAGAGAAGGUAAAUCAGAUACAUGUAUGACAAGUCGUGGAUCUGUUAUUCUUCAGCCUGGGGCAACAUUUUCAAUUCCUCUGCCCUACAGCACUGUGUCUUCAGGGAGGAGUCCACGGACCAGCAUUAUACCUAUUUCAGGAGCUGAGAGAAGGCCCCCCUCUGAAUUUCCUCUUCCUACAGACAGCCCCUCACAGUCUCUUAGUCAAGACCAGAAAUCGCCUCCAGACAUCCCAGGGGAGAUUGACCAGUCUGGGAAUUUUUCAGAGAUGUCUAACUCUGAUACAGGAUCGGAGAACAAUCUGGACCCCAACUGUUCUUAUUACCAGGGGAGGAAGAGAAGAUACCCAACUUCUCGCCCGUUCAAGUGUGACCAAUGUGAUAAUGCCUUUAAUCAGAGGAUCCAUCUGAAGAAGCACAUGAGUAAACACACAGGCAUCAAGCCGUACAAGUGUCAGCAGUGUGAUUAUUCCACUGUGGAAAGGAGUCAUCUCAAAGUACACAUUCGUAUACACACAGGUGAGAAGCCAUUUAAGUGUACUUAUUGUGAGUAUGCCACUGCCCAGAACAGCACUCUCAAGAUUCAUCUCAAACGUCACCAUGGCAGCCAGCUGUUGGAAUGUCCUACCUGUGCCAAGUCUUUCACCCAUUAUGACAUGUACCAAGUCCACCAGAAGGAGCACCAAGGAGACAGUUUUACAGACAGUAGUCACGGUGUCAUUGGUGAAGACGGGCAAGAUGGAGGUCCAGGGGAUAUAAACGUGCAGACAGGGUUAGAAAUAGGCAGUCCAAAACAUGAAGUGACUGACCUAUCUGACACAGAAGCAAUAAAUAUUGUAUCUAGAGAACAGGUUGAGUUGCAAGAUCAGAACUACGAUCAUUAAAGCUUGUUAAGGAAUUCACGAAUGAUCAGCCAAUGAUAUUUGUGAAUUCCAUAUGUUAACACUGGAAGCUGGCCUAUGUAACCAGAUGAGAUGAUCACUGACAGUGCAUAAGCUCAUAGAUAGUCAUCAAUUUCAUAAUAGAA
Pecten maximus is the source of this 3396-nucleotide messenger RNA. RefSeq names its product transcription factor Sp1-like. The record is from RefSeq and is a predicted model, not a curated record. Gene Ontology annotation, molecular function: DNA-binding transcription factor activity, RNA polymerase II-specific; RNA polymerase II cis-regulatory region sequence-specific DNA binding. The transcript is spliced from 5 exons. NCBI's taxonomy places the organism in Eukaryota, Metazoa, Mollusca, Bivalvia, Pectinida, Pectinidae. Bases 95 to 3253 code for a protein of 1052 amino acids. Gene Ontology annotation, biological process: regulation of DNA-templated transcription.